GGGAAAACAAAAAUGGCGGCCUUUCCUGGUAGCACUAAAGGAGCCGAGCUCUCUAAAGCAGAAUACUUAAAACGCUAUUUAUCUGCUGGUGAAGACGACAAGAAGUCACAAGGGAAGAUUAAAAAGAAACGUCGUAAAGUUCCAGAGAGAGGACUGAAGAUAGUGGACGAUGACAUCGACUGGAAACAGAUGAUGAAAGAGGAGCAGGAGGUUGAAGAGGAAGAAGACGAAGCGCCGGUGAUAGCUGAAGUGAUUGAUGAGCGACCAGAUGACAUCCAACUGCUGGAAGCUUUCAGAACUAGCAACAGGUGGAAAGUGAUUGGAGCUGAUGAAGAUGAAGACACAAUCGGUAGUCAACAUGAUUCGCAAGAACUGUCGUCAAAGAUUCGCCACGACUCUCCAGAUGUAUCCCCUCUCAGAAGAGCUUGCAACGACUCUCCAGAUGUAUCCCCUCUCAGAAGAGCUCGCAACGACUCUCCAGACUUGUCGCCUCCAGGGCAGCAUUCAGGGAAAUCAGGGAAGAUACAAAGUAAAGAUUCCUCCCCCAUCAGAAGAAAACCCAGAUCAUCAAGUAAAAAGCAUCCACCGGAUCAUCGGGCUCAGAACAGGCACGGCUCAGACUCUGAUCAGUCGCCACCACGGAAGAAGUCACAGAAGGCAGAAGCUGCUGACUCCGAUCAAUCUCCUCCGAGGAAACACUCGAAAACAAGACGAGACUCUGACUCUGAUCAGUCUCCACCCAGGAGGCAACCACACGAUGGAAAGGACUCAGAUGGAGAUCUGUCACCACCUCGUAGACCUGGACAGUCACAGGGACCCAGGAUGCUCUCUGGUGGAAAGGCCGGUCUGGUUUCAGGAGAUGUUUUGAGGAAAGAGAAGGAAGAGAAUCGACAAAGAGAAAGACACAACCAGCCAUUGGAAGACGAAUCCCGCAAUGCCCAGACUGUGUUUCGAGACAAGAGUGGUAAGAGGAGAGAUCUGGACGUGGAGAGAGAAGAACAGAAGAAGAAAGCUGGAGAAAAAGCAGCAAAGGAUGAGAAAUAUGCUCAGUGGGGGAGAGGGUUGGCCCAGGGUGAGAUGGAUCAGCAGAAAAUGGAGUAUGCACUGCAUGAAGCCCAGAAGCCACUGGCACGUCACCAUGAUGAUGAGGAUCUGGACCGUAUGUUGAGAGAGCAGGAAAGGGAGGGAGAUCCUAUGGCUGCGAUGCUGAGGCGGAAAAAGGCUCGCAGCACGAAUACUCCAGCAAAGCCUCAGUAUAAAGGCCCGACACCACCUCCAAACCGCUUCAAUAUCCCACCGGGCUAUCGCUGGGAUGGAGUUGACAGGUCAAACGGUUUUGAGCAGAAACGUUACACGCGAAUAGCAGAUAAAAAAGCCGUCCAGGAGGCAGCGUAUAAAUGGAGUGUGGAGGACAUGUAAUGGCAGAGGUGAGCGGAAGCUUUGGACUGUGGAAUAUUGACUCGGCACAUCUGACAUGUUGUUAUUAUGGACCUUUCCAAAGCAGUGUCAUGGUAAAAGUUCUGUAUUUAUAUUGUGCUUUUCUAGUCUUCAUGACACUCAAAGCUCAACCACAGUGUGGUCUGUACAACAGAUAUCAGAUUAUUAAAGCUUGAUAAUUUACCAACAACUGUA
This is a messenger RNA of Solea solea (common sole), 1632 nucleotides long. It is a transcript of the gene bud13, whose product is annotated as BUD13 homolog. Gene Ontology annotation, molecular function: RNA binding. NCBI's taxonomy places the organism in Eukaryota, Metazoa, Chordata, Actinopteri, Pleuronectiformes, Soleidae. The record is from RefSeq and is a predicted model, not a curated record. The coding region runs from base 13 to 1419 and encodes 468 amino acids. Gene Ontology annotation, cellular component: RES complex; U2-type spliceosomal complex. Gene Ontology annotation, biological process: mRNA splicing, via spliceosome. The transcript is spliced from 10 exons.